AUGCCGACGCCGACCACCGUCGCGACGUCAUCGCGCGACUCGACGACGUUCGACAUGUUCGCCGCCGUCCCCGUCGCCAACCUGCGCGCGUUGAAGCCGAACGCGCUCAACAACACCUCCGCCACGCUCCCGCGCUCGAGCGGACGCGUCGGAUUGGUCGUCGAGGCGAACAAGCGCGCGAACAAGACCACGAAGGCGGUGCUCCUCAAGACGUCGGACGCCGGCAAGGAGGGCGACAUGGUUGAGGUCUCCAACGGCUUCUUCCGCUCCUACCUCGAGCCGCAAGGUCUCGCGACCAAGGUGAGCGCGGAGUUGAUGGCUGAAUUCGAGAAGAAGGCUGCGGAAGCGGCCGCCGCCAAGGCGAAGGAGAUCGCCGACGCCAAGGCGCUCUGCACGGCGCUCACCACCAUCGGCAAGUUCACGGUGAAGAAGACUGUUGGGGAGGAUGACAAGAUCUUCGGCUCGGUCACCGCGGCUGAUGUCGUCGAGGCAAUCAAGGCUCAAACCGGCAAGGAGUUGGAGAAGUCUGCGUUCGCCGUCCCGGAUGUCUCCACCACGGGCGUCUACGAGGUCGUCGCGCAGUUCCACAAGUCUGCCAGGUGCACGUUCAAGGUGGAGGUGCAAAAGGCUUAA
This is a messenger RNA of Ostreococcus tauri, 633 nucleotides long. Its product is annotated as Ribosomal protein L9, C-terminal. Gene Ontology annotation, biological process: translation. Gene Ontology annotation, cellular component: mitochondrion; ribosome. Bases 1 to 633 code for a protein of 210 amino acids. Gene Ontology annotation, molecular function: structural constituent of ribosome. Lineage: Eukaryota; Viridiplantae; Chlorophyta; Mamiellophyceae; Mamiellales; Bathycoccaceae. The transcript is spliced from 2 exons. The record is from RefSeq and is a predicted model, not a curated record.